AUGAGGAGGACAGCGUCUCUGAAUUUAAGUUAUGAUGGUAGCAAAGAUGUGGGUGUGGUUUUCGCCGAUCUCAGAAAGACUGGGUUGAGGUUGGAUGAGGUAGUUGCUGUUCAGUGUCUGAUCAAUGGAUCAUUUGAUGUAUCGUUUAAGUCACCUGUCAUUUGCCGUUGUGCGGCAAGUAAGUUGGUUUCGGGCCCGAAUAUUAGGCCAUAUGAUAGCAGAGUGACUGUCACUGUGCUGUAUGUGGAAUUUGAAGUUCCAGAUAGUUUUGUGAGGUGCGUGUUGUCAAGGUAUGGUGAGGUUUUGGAUUCACGUAUGCUGUCGCAUCGUGCUUUUCCAAGUGUUCUGAAUGGCAACCGCCAGUAUUUGAUAGAUCUUAAGGAAAACAUCCCGUCGCAGGUGCGCAUUGGUUCCAGGUAUUGUUGGGUUUCGUAUUGGGGUCAGCCACGGACUUGCUUGCGUUGUGGAGAGGAGAGUCAUAUGAUCCGAGAGUGUGAGCGCAAGAAGUGCAAUCGCUGCUUUCAAUUGGGUCAUGUGGCCCUAGAUUGUACCAAUGAUAUUGUCUGCUCUAUUUGUAGUGCCAGUCGGCACGUGUUUCGUAAUUGCCCGGUUUCCUUUAGUGCUAAAGCUAGGGGUGAUAGGCAGGAUGGGGUAGAUGAUGGUACUGAAGAGAGUCAUCGUGAGGGGGCGGAGGUUCAGGGGGAUCUGUGGCGACCGUUGUGGUAG
Anneissia japonica is the source of this 726-nucleotide messenger RNA. RefSeq names its product zinc finger CCHC domain-containing protein 3-like. The coding region runs from base 1 to 726 and encodes 241 amino acids. The transcript has a single exon. Lineage: Eukaryota; Metazoa; Echinodermata; Crinoidea; Comatulida; Comatulidae. Gene Ontology annotation, molecular function: nucleic acid binding; zinc ion binding. The record is from RefSeq and is a predicted model, not a curated record.